CCCGUUACCACGCCCACUGAAAGUCAGGCCGGGGAACUGGCCGGUAAGUCAUUGCCGAAGUUCCCCGAUGUUCCAGGUGGUAGUUACCCGUCUCUCCUCCCGGGCCCUGCCGGCGCUGGCCGCGGUGCUGCUGCUGCGCCGAGAUGAGGAGGGAGGAAAUAAACCGCGUUGGGACAGAAGAACCAAAAGCUGGAGGAAAGAAGUUCAUCCCUAUUAUAACCUGAGCGUGACAGUGCUUAGAGCUAAGAAUAUACAUGGAGCUGAUCUGUUAUCUAAAGCGGAUUGCUACGUGCAGUUGCGGCUGCCCACAGCCUCCCCUAUGGCUUCCAGGACUGCCGUGGUGUACAACUCCAGUGAUCCCGAAUGGAAUGAAACGUUUAACUAUCGAGUUCACGGAGCUGUGAAGAAUAUUCUUGAGCUCACACUUUAUGACCGAGAUGUUGUACUGGAUGACAAGCUUUCCUCAGUGGUUUUUGACAUAGGACAUGUUAAACCUGGACAGAGCACUAAGCGAAACUUCAAACUUGGCCCAAAGGAGUCUCUGGAAGUAGAAUUUUCUCUUGAGAAAAGUAAAGAUCCCCCCACCCAGAUUAUCACCAAUGGAGUUCUUGUGGCUCACCCCUGUUUAUGUGUUCAUGGGAAUAUCCACAAGGGAGGAAGCCUAAGUGCACCAAUAGGAAAUCAGCAGCUGAAUCUAUCUAUGCCUGGAUCCUAUGAAAAGCAAAUAAGUACGCCAUUUUCAGCCCUAUCAACACAGGAACAGGGGGUUCCCUUUGUGUUUCAUGCUGACAAAGGCAUAAGCCCUCAGUUAAAUGUUCAUCUACUGAAGACUGUGCGACUUGGAGAGAAUGACUUGGCCCCUGAGCUAGAGAAGCAAACGUUUUUGGUAGGAGAAAGCUCUGUACCGGUUUCAUCACUGCCUGAAGGGAAGGAACAAGGGAUCAACCUACAGCUCUCCAAGGAUCAAAACCUUGAGAUGAAUGUAAAAACAGAGGAAGAUAAUCGGGUGCUUGACAUUCGCCUUGGUUUUGAGCUGUCCCUUGGGGAGAGAGAGUUUUUGGAAAAGAGGAAGAAGGUUGCUGCACGUUGCCUCAAAGAAGUUUUGAAGCUGGAUAACACCCCGGGUGCUAAUGAGGUUCCUGUUAUUGCAGUUCUGGGUUCAGGUGGAGGGACAAGAGCUAUGACCUCAUUCUAUGGAAGUUUAUUGGGCUUACAAAAGCUGAAGCUCCUGGAUAGUGUUACAUACAUAUCGGGAGUGUCUGGAUCAACUUGGUGCAUGUCCACUCUUUAUGAAGACCCUGAUUGGUCCCAGAAAAGUCUUCAAGAGCCAAUCAGCAGGGCUAAAACAUCUGUGACAGCCAGCAAGAGUGGGGCAUUCUCAGCUGAGCGUCUCAAACACUGCACACAGGAGCUCAUAGCCAUGGAGAAGGAUGGACAUAUGGUCAAUUUCACUGACCUGUGGGGACUUGUAAUAGAAUACUUCUUACAUCAGAAGGAGAACCCCGCCAAACUGUCAGACCAGCAGGCCUGUGUGUCCCAGUCCCAGAACCCCUAUCCCAUCUACGCUGGGGUAAAUGUGAGAGUGGACAUCAACGGGGGAGACUUUGCAGAAUGGUGUGAGUUCACUCCACAUGAAGUCGGAUUUCGGAAAUAUGGGGCGUUUGUGCGUACUGAGGAUUUUGCCAGUGAGUUCUUUAUGGGUCAUCUGAUACACAGACGCCAAGAACCUAAAAUCUGCUAUUUGCAAGGUAUUUGGGGCAGCGCAUUUGCUGCAAACCUUGAUGAGAUCUGGUCCCGUGCAGCUGGCACAGGAAUCCGCUGGUUCAACUCACUGACGGAUGCAAUAAGGGUAAUAGAUGACUGUCGAAAAUUACAUUUGCGAGAUUCCUCUCGACUGAAGACCCGCCUAGUGAUGCCAGGAGGAUUUGUCUCCAGCAUGUUCCAAGAGAUAUUCAAGUCCCGCUUUACUGCCGGCGAGUGGUAUAACUUUACUCGGGGGCUGUAUCUUUACAAGGACUACUUGGGGGUCCGAGAGUUUUUGGCUUGGAAAGGUACUCAUCUGGAUGCCUUCCCCAAUCAAUUAACUCCUAUGGAAGAAAACUUAUACUUGGUAGACGGAGGAUUCUCGAUUAACUCUCCUUUUCCCCUGGUUCUGCAGCCUGAGAGGGAUGUUGAUGUUAUUUUCUCCUUUAACUACUCAUGGGAUGCUCCAUUUGAGGUGCUGCACUUGAGCUCCACCUACUGCAGAGAGAGAGGCAUCCCCUUUCCAGAAAUCACCUUGACCAAAGAGGAUGAGAAGCAGCCAAAGGAAUGCUACGUGUUCAUGGACCAUAAUAACCCUAGAACUCCCAUAGUGCUUCACUUCCCCAUGGUCAACAACACAUUCCAAAAUUUCAUAGAACCAGGAGUCGAGCGGAAGACUGAAGAGGAGAAAUUAAAUGGAGAAGUAGACUUAAACAGAAAGGAGUCACCGUACCGGACAAAGAACUUUACAUAUGAGCCACAGCACUUUGACCGUUUGGUAGCAGUGAAUCAGUAUAAUGUGCUGAACAGCAGUGAACAGAUUUCAGGAGCACUAAAAGCAGCAGUGGCUCGUAGGAAGAAUAAAUUAGCUAAGCUGCCACCUAAAAGACAUGUGUGAUGGGCAUUAUAAACCUAUGCAACGAAAUAAUUUAUAAUUCCGCUUGCAGCUCAACAGGCCUGUGUAACUUGAUGUUUUCAAAUGCCAGCUCAUUUUGUUUGCUUGGUUGGUGGUGUAUUCCAGAAAGUAACUUACCAACUACAAACUUGUCUGUUUUGAUGGCUGUGCAUUGACCAGGCUGCUGGGUAUUUGGCUGAACAUAUAAAUGUGAGAUUUGUCAAGCCACAUGGAUGGCUUAUUAGCAUUGUGAGUGUUUUGAAUGACAGAAUCUGACUGGUGCCAAUACCCAAUCUACCUGUGGGGGAAGGAGAAAUUGGGAACAGACAGAAAAAUCUGAAAGGAUGUCAAUACUGCCUCCAUAAUGGGUCAUACAUGCCCGUGCAGUUGGGCAAGAUCAGUAGGGCCAGCUAAAAGCUAAAAUCAGUUGCUUUAGACUUGAGAUAAAAAUGCCUUAUUUUGCUGAGACCUAAAGAGAUUCUGAUUUUUAUGGUACACUUGUAUUUCUAAAUUACACACUGUACAUUGCAAGUCAUUCAUUUUACCAUUUAAAAUGUUAUU
Messenger RNA from Xenopus laevis (African clawed frog), 3199 nucleotides. It is a transcript of the gene pla2g4f.L, whose product is annotated as phospholipase A2 group IVF L homeolog. Gene Ontology annotation, cellular component: vesicle; ruffle membrane; membrane. Lineage: Eukaryota; Metazoa; Chordata; Amphibia; Anura; Pipidae. Gene Ontology annotation, biological process: phospholipid catabolic process; lipid catabolic process; glycerophospholipid catabolic process. The transcript has 20 exons. The record is from RefSeq and is a predicted model, not a curated record. Gene Ontology annotation, molecular function: calcium ion binding; phosphatidylcholine lysophospholipase A1 activity; glycerophospholipase activity. The coding region runs from base 68 to 2641 and encodes 857 amino acids.